This is a messenger RNA of Sebastes umbrosus (honeycomb rockfish), 6707 nucleotides long. RefSeq names its product flocculation protein FLO11. Gene Ontology annotation, biological process: positive regulation of actin filament bundle assembly. The transcript has 4 exons. Gene Ontology annotation, molecular function: actin binding. Bases 1278 to 4823 code for a protein of 1181 amino acids. The record is from RefSeq and is a predicted model, not a curated record. NCBI's taxonomy places the organism in Eukaryota, Metazoa, Chordata, Actinopteri, Perciformes, Sebastidae. Gene Ontology annotation, cellular component: nucleus; Z disc; actin cytoskeleton.
AGGGGGAGGUGUGUGUGCAGAGUCGUAGGAACUGAAAAAGGGCAGUACACACACUGGCUGCCUCACACAUCCAGACCCACCGGAGCACAGGUGGUUCUGGACAGAAAAUGGACACGGAGAGGAAUUAGAUAGAGUGCAGUGACCUUUCGACCUUUUAUCUACAGCUGAAGCUUUGCCUGCCAAACUAAAACCGUUUUUUGCAGACUGGGUGAACACAGACAUCAAAUGUUUUCUACAAGGAGCAAAAUAAACUGAAAACCUGAUCGGUGGAGUUGCCAACCGCACAAUUACUGUAUUCAUGACAAAUUCUAGUGUGCUGAUGCAUUUCAGUAUUAAUCUAAACUACCACCAGAAGAAAUAAGAACUUUCCCUCUCAAUUGUGGUUUUUGUGACUAAACAAAAGGCAGAAUUGAUUAUCCUGCCCUCAGAGGCCGUCUGGCUUUAAUGUAUAAGAAAUAACACAGAACAGCAACAUAAAGCAGCUUUAAUUGAAUACAUUGGAGCUCUGAAUACAAACCAGCCUCUGGAAUGACCUUUCCAGAGUGAAAUGUUAUUCCUCACAUGCACCUAACAGCAGGAAGCUGCCAUAUACACAGUUCCCCUUCGCGUCACUGCAGAGUUAUGAUCUCCGAGAUAAAGGGCAGAUCCUUUUCUCCCAAAGAAAAAUAAUGUGCGGGCUGGAGAUUGGGGUGCAGACGAAAAGCAUGUUUUGGUGACCAAAAUAGCAGAGGAGGAAGAGCGACGUCUGGGAAAGAGAAAAAGGAGUAUUAGAGAGAUGCGAGUAGAGAAGACUCGACUGUUUCUCAGCCCUCUUUGCCAGACUUUCAACAGAGCACAACAAACUUGUGCAAUUUUCGUGGCAGUUGUCCAUGGGAACUCAUCCAAGGCACAUCGGAGCUGACCCUCCUGGGAGGUCCUGUUAGAUCGAGAAAAAAAUACUUCAUGAAGACCAAAGUUAGAGCGCACUUUUUCCGUCAAAGUUUGGCUGACUACAGGACAACAUUUGGAAGGAUUAUUGCUGGACGGGGAGCCACAACCGGAAGCAGCAACUUGGAAAGCUGAGCUACUCCUUUUCUUGUCCAUUUUUGUGUGUUUUCCUGUAUUUAUAAGCGUAUUCACUGCCUGCCAGGGAGGACUAAAACUUCCAUCUUCCAACUGGACCGAGUUUCAUCUUAUCAGGAGAGAAGAUUGAGCUGACUGGAACUAAACACUCACAUAUCCCCCAGCCGAGGGCUUUUGUUUCUGCUGCGGCAGUGGCGUUUUACCAGCGGGCAGCGAUGGAGAUGGAGAAGGGACACACGUCUGUCAGAAGAGGAGUGAGCUGGAGUCCAGGAGGACUGAGAAAACCUCUGCAGGCAACGCAAAACACGCACACUCCUGGGACAGAGUGCAAUGCAUCAUGGGAGACAGCGGGAUUCAACAAAGAACAGAUGAGCCGGAAAACAAACCUGACCAGGAGCGCCAGUCUAUCAGAGAAGGAGCUAAAGGAGGCUCGCGUCAGGAGUCAGAUCAUCGCCGCUCAGCUCACCGUCCCUUCCAACUCCAGCUCCAGAGGCGUGCAGCUCUUCAACCGGCGCAAGCAGAGGGUCAGCGCCUUCACGCUCGAAAGCGGCGGAGAGGGGUCAGGAGGGGACAAGGUUGAGAAUGUGAAAACAGACCCCUCAUCUAACAAACUAACAUGGGCAGAGAGGAGCACUGAGGAGAAGGAUAGAGACCUGAACUUCAAGAAUAGGGCUACCAAGCCGUCACCUGGGAGGGCACUUUCAGUAGGUGAUAUCAUGGAGGAACCAAGUAAGGAUUUCCACAAGGUAGAUGCCAUGGAGGACAGUGUUAUCCAAGAGAGACAUUUCCUCCCUGUCAAGGAAGAGCAGGAGGAAGAGGAAGAGGCAAGAGAUAAAAUCCACGAGGACAAAGUCAGGGAUGAGAUUCCCCCUGGAGGUAAUAAUGCUGAUCCAGGUCUGAUGGGACAUGCUGAAGGGGAGGCAGAGAUAAAUUGGGGCCACACAGGGCCAGCUCCCCCUGGAAAGCUUCAUAAUGGCUGCCACGGUACCUCUGUGCCCACAUCCAAACAGACGAACACCAACACCAAUCGGACUGCCAGGCCCUUUUUCUCACCGCUGACAGUGCAGUCUCCAGAGACAGCCAGCCCCGUUAUUGAAAAUCCCCCUCCUCCUUCUUACGCCCCUCCGCCUCUCCCUGCUUUCACUGCUCCUCAGCCUUUGGCGUUCUCACCUCCACCUCCGCCUCCGUCAUAUCCCACGCCUCCUCUACCGGCCUUUACAAACCAACCUCCGCAGACCUACUACACCAGUCCGCCCCCAAUGUCUCCUAUCAUGGCCCCUUCCUCCAAUCCACCAUCCCACUUCCCUGUGUCUUCUGUAUCCCAGUACCCACCCAUGCCCCAUUACGGCCCUCCCACGGCCCCAAAGCCCUCCACCUUUGUGCCUCAGCCUGCCGGAGAGAGGAAGCCGAUAACACCAAUCAAAACAGGAAUACUUGAGGAGGGUGCAGCUAGAAGGGGAAAUAGGAAGUCAAUGUUCACGUUUAAAGAGAAGACGGUGGUGGCUCCGAACCCUGAGCUGCUCUCUCUGGUGCAGGGGGCGGAUGAAAGGAAGAAACACGGACAUAGAUCUGUGCCUGAGCCGACAUCCGAGGAAGAGCUGCUGGCGUUGGGUGCAGAGGCCUCCAACUUCCUCGCCAAGGAAGAGGACAGGGCCGAGGAGGCAAUAGCUCCAGAGUGGGCUUCCUGCCUCAAGACCUCCAGGACCCGUCCGAGGGAAGAUCACAGGCCAGAGCAGACCCUCACCAAUGUGUCAGGAAAGGGGGCCGAGCUGUUUGCCAAGCGCCAGUCCAGGAUGGAGAAAUAUGUCGUUGAGAAGCAGAAUGCAGGACAAAUGAGGUCUCCUUCUCCCACGAUGUCUCUGCCACCAUCUUGGGUAUUUCCAUCAAACAUGCCCGGCAGGGUCAAGGCCAUUGCUAAAAACUCUGACAUGAGUGCUCAGCUUUCAGAAAACCUAAAGGCCCAACAAGCAGUCAAACAAAAGCCAAGGCAAAGAGCUCCAGCACCAGAGCCAGUUCCGGAGCCGCCUCCUUUGGAAAACGGUUGCACCAAGAUAGAGAUGGACUUGUCAAGGCAUCGGCCCUACCAGCUCUCAUCUUCCCUAUUCAUCCUUAACCCAGUCAAGGACCCCAUGAGUACCCUACCCAGAGGAGCACCGCAGCCCAGGAACCAGAUACCUACCCAGUCUUUCACUAGACAGGCUUCCUUACCUAUCAACCCUUCUCCUCACUUCAGUACCCAGUGUAUGUCUCCACAGAUGCCUCUCAGCUCCACAAGAGGAGCAGCAGAACAUCCAUCGAAUCCAGCCUACGGGCAGCCCAGGAUCAGCUCUGCUAUGGCGGCCUUUUCUCCAGAGCGCGUGGCCUCUCCUCGGUCAGGGGUCCAGGCACCAAGGCCCACGUUUUCUGCCAAGAAGGCAGGGAUUGCACCACAGACACCAAAGGAUUCCUCCCCAGUUGAAACCCCCAGUGAGACUUCCACGCCAACCAGGACAACGCCCAGCCUCACCAGACGUUUCAGCAGCCUAGAGGGCCCCGCCACCACUGGGACCUGGACUCCCAGCCUCCAAACUAAUCGGCCCUCCACCGCCAUCUUUAGCCGCUCAGUUACUUCCCCUGUAUCUUCUCCCAGGGGUACAAGAUGCCAAUCCCCUAUGGCCAGUCAGAAUAUCCAAUUUUCCACGCCAACCUCCACUACAACAUCCAGACCCUCUCACACAUCUACAGCCACCUCUCCAUGCUCUCCUCCUUGGGGUUCAAGAUGUCAGUCCCCAAUAGUGAGCCAGAAUACCCAGUCCUCCAGCAUCUCCUCCACUCCUGGUUUAAGAUCAUCCCAAACAUCUACUUCCCCACGCUCUCCUCCUUGGGGAUCAAGAUGCCAGUCCCCUAUGGUGAGCCAAAACACCCAGUCUUCCACCAUCUCCUUUGUCCCUACUCCCAGACCAACCCAAACAUCUACGGUCACAUCUCCUGUCUCUCCUUGGGGUUCAAGAUGCCAGUCCCCUAUGGUGAGCCAAAAUACUUCCACCAUUUCCUUUGUCCCUACUUCCAGACCCUCCCGAACAUCUACGGUCACAUCUCCCGUCUCUCCUCCUUGGGGUUCAAGAUGCCAGUCCCCUAUGGUGAGCCAAAACACCCAGUCUUCCACCAUCUCUUUUGUCCCUACUUCUAGACCAACCCAAACAUCAACGGUCACAUCUCCUGUUUCUCCUCCCUGGGGCUCACGUUCCCAGUCUCCUGCACUCUCUCAAACCAGUUUAUCCUUCCAGGCCACUAAACCUCUGUACACAUCCUCUGCCACCUCUCCUGUUACCCCACCCAAAGACAGUCGCUGCAUGUCCCCCAUCGCUAACAACCCAGACUCUAAAGCCAACCAUCGCCUCCUGGCCAAGAACAUCAUCAAUGCAGCCAAACGUAAAAACAGCCCCUCCCCCGGAGCACUGAGCGGUCACAGCCUCCCCAUUUCACCUCUGGGAAAUUCCCACCAUGGCUACGACUGCCACAAACCACCCAUCAGCCCUUUCCAGUCGCGGGCAUUUGGGGCACAGUCCCCUAUCUUCACCAGCCCUCCUCCAACUCCAACGCAGACGAUCUGCUCCCCAUCGAGGCUCUACAACACCCGCUCCCUCACCGACUCUGAUGCCUCUGUUGAGUCUGAAGACUCGGGCCUCCGAUCGCCGGGCCUGCACUCCUACAAUACCUGUCCCCGCGGCUGGGGUGGUAGCCUAAGGGUGAAGAGAAGCACCGUCUCCACCGACCUGUGAGGGGGUUACUGGGAGGCAAUCAAAGUAGUUUUCAUAGACUUUUGGGGCAUUGGAUCAACCAGUAAAAGAUGGCAUUUCAUCAGACUAAUGGAAGAUACCGUUAUGUAAGUUUGAGUACUGAUCCUGGACAAUGGUAAAUGUAUCAAGGUAGUAUUAGUAUUUUAUAUGAGUCACAUUCCUAGUAUGGACUGACAAGAACAAGCUUUUGACAUAACACAGUUGCUGUGGCUUGUACGCUUCCUACAUACCAAAAAGACUCAGUAACCAAAGAUAUUUUAAUUCACUUCAAUUAAUGUUAUACUUUCUUCACCUUCACAACAAACAUACAUUCACAGCCACUGUUCCAGUUAAAUUGUGUUUUUAAUGUUAUGUUAUGUUAUGUUAUGUUAUGUUUGCUGGUCUGACGCAUGUCAAAAUGGGAAGAGACUUAAAAUGAGGGCAUAGAAGGGACACAUGGAAUGAAUAAUGUGUAAAUAUAUAGCUCAAUGGACUGUAUAGUACUUUGGUUAAGACAAUCACAUUGUACUGUAUUAGUAAAGGAUCACAUUUAACUAUGCAAUGGAUUUAGAUUAUAGUGGGUAAAAUGAGUUUCCAUAAUUUUUCCAUGCCAAAAGCACAGUGGUAGGUGGGACACACGCUAUUCAUGUUAUCAUACAGGGUCACCGCAGUUUAUUAUCCAUUUUAAUCAAUGGGGAAUAAAUCAUAUGCAUAAUUAUCGCAGUGCAAUAAUCAGUUUAACACAGUGUAUGUUAUGUAUGUUAUAUGUUGCUUCAUGUACUGCAUUUGCUAAAAAUGAAUGUAAGCUUUACGGAUGGAUUGACGGAGAAUGACGAGAGGAUGAAGAGUUAUGUGGUAGGUUCGAUGGGGCACCUGUUCAAUCAAACACUGUUUCCAUGAGUCAGAAGAACAAGAUUUCAAAAGGUUUUUGCUAACGUUUAUUGAUGAGGAACAAUUCAAUGAACAAUGUCAUCGUGCAAAUGUAAUGGCAUAUUGAUUGUAAUAUUCAUAUUGGAGAUUGUGUGCCUAAAUGUUGUCAGUUUUGCUGACUACCUGUAACGUCUUUCAUGAGGAACAGAUUAUUUUGUGCCUGUACUAAUUGUACAAAGUGCCUGUUUGGAUGAGGUUUAGGAGCAAAAUGUCAGAGAAGGUACAACAAAAAGUUGUUAAAAAAAGGGUUAGAAGAAUGUUGUAUGUUGUGAAAUAUUAAUCUAAGUGUUUGUGAGAAAAGGAUAAGAGGAAUGGAUUGUAUUUAAAAUACAUACGUAACUCUGAUGUACAUUCUCUUUAACUUCUGAAGUUUCUUUUUAUACUUGAUUUGCACUUCUGUUCAUUCCAUUUCAAUGGCUAAGUUUAAAACAUUGAUUUGCUCAAAACAGGUCACAAUAAAACCAGCAAAAACAUAUCCUACUGUAACAAUGAGGACAUUCUUGCACAAUUCAAUAUGUUGACAUGAUGGUGGCAAUUAUCUGUAAAUCUGACUGCUGGCUUCGAACCACAUCUGGUAUUCUGUUUACACCAUCUUGCCCAGUCCUGCACCGGCACACACAACAGAUCAUUCCUCCACUCCCUGACAUGUGGGCCAAAAGCAUCAGCAGCACAUUUCUAAAUAUUUACUCUUGUGUGUCUUUUGAGUGACAGGGACGCCUGCUACACGGUGACCUGGCUCCUUCAGCAGGAUUAAGCCUAUUACUGUCAUGGAUUGGUUUCAACCUGGGUCACCUCUGGACAAACCAAACACCGAACAUAAUAACAUUGAGUUUUGCAAGCAGAUUUCUUUUUCUGUGAUUGCAUGCCUGUAUUUUUUUUUUAAUACAGAACAUUUUUCUCUCAUUUCAUAACUGUAUGAUGUCUUAAAAUGAAUGCAAAAUAAAAAGUGAAUUAAAA